AUGCUGAAGUGGGAUCCCCCUUUGGAUGGUUGUGUAAAGUUGAACUGUGAUGCGGCUGUUUCAGCAUCUAUCAAGGGUGUUGGCGUAGUGAUCAGGAACUCUUCGGCCUCCCCCAUCAUUGCCUUCUCUGCGCUAGAAAUCUUUAAUGAUGUGUUGCGUGGGGAAGCGCUUGUGGUCCGCGUCGGCCUACAAUCAGCCCUUGAAGCUGGAUUGUCCAAUAUCCUGGUUGAACCAGAUAGCUCAAAGCUGGUGACUUUGCUGAACAAUUCAACCCUUCAUCCCCCAGUGGAAGUUGCUUGUAUCAUUCACGACAUUCGUAUCUUUGAUUUCUUGCCUAAAUGUAAUUUCCUUGAAGUGGAUUUUUAG
Telopea speciosissima is the source of this 366-nucleotide messenger RNA. RefSeq lists its product as uncharacterized. The record is from RefSeq and is a predicted model, not a curated record. Lineage: Eukaryota; Viridiplantae; Streptophyta; Magnoliopsida; Proteales; Proteaceae. Gene Ontology annotation, molecular function: RNA-DNA hybrid ribonuclease activity; nucleic acid binding. The coding region runs from base 1 to 366 and encodes 121 amino acids. The transcript has a single exon.